AUGGGCACACAGAAUGAGGGGCUAGACGCCCCAGACGAAAUGUCCAACGAGCAUAACGAACAUCAACCCCCAGCCGAGGCUAGUCCAGAGAGGCAACCAGUGCCCGACGGAGGGCUAGAAGGCUGGCUCAGCGUACUCGCGGGUUUCUGCGUCUUCGUCAACUCUUGGGGCCUCAUCAGCUGCUAUGGCGCAUUCCAAGAAUUCUACCAAACGGUUCUCCUCCCGAACGAAUCACCCUCCACGAUCUCCUGGAUCGGCAGUAUCCAAGCCACCCUGAUCGUGAUGGUCGGCAUGGUGACCGGCCCUCUAGUCGAUGCAGGAUACCUCCGGCCUCUGAUCCUCACCGGAUCCUUCCUAGUCGUGUUCGGGAUGAUGAUGCUCAGCCUAGCAACGGAAUACUACCAAGUUCUCCUCGCGCAGGGCUUCUGCGUCGGCAUUGGCGGCGGCAUCACCUACAUCCCCGCGAUGGUCGUUAUCUCCUCGCACUUUACAACCAAACGGCCCAUAGCCAUCGGCUGCGCCUCUAUCGGCUCCAGCGUCGGCAGCGUCAUCUUCCCCAUUCUCUUCCGCCAAGUCCAACCCAUCAUCAACUUCGCCUGGAGCGUCCGCUGCAUCGCAUUCAUCAAUCUGUUCCUCGCCCUCAUCACCUGCGCUAUCCUCUGCCGUCGACCUGGCAAGAAAACCCGCACUAGAAGCCUCAUCGAACUCAAAGCCCUGACUCAUCUCCCCUUUAUGCUCCUCUCCCUCUCCAUGACAUGUGUCAUGCUCGCUUACUACGUACCCAUCUUCUACAUCGCCACUUACGCCCGCUCCGCCCUCAGCACCGCAACCAGCCUCUCAUUCUACCUCGUCUCCAUCACAAACGGCGCCUCCGCCUUCGGCCGCACGGUACCCUACCUCCUCGCCUCAGGAGGCACCCACAUCAAACCCAUCUUCAUCCUAAUAGCCUUCGUCGCAGCAGCAGCAGUAGCCAUGUUCACCUGGAUCGCGACAACAAAAACAGCCGGAUUCAUCGUUUGGGCAUGUUACUGGGGUUUCGUGAGCGGGGUGCUAGUCACAGCGCCGACGUCCAUCGUCGCUCACAAGGCAUUCUGUCCCGAUAGUGACUUCCUCGGGACGAGAAUGGGCAUGAUGUGGGGGAUUAGUUCGUUCGGGUCGUUAGUGGGCACGCCCGUUGCAGGAGCGUUAGUGAAUUUAGAAACGGCGGACUUUGUUCGUGCGCAAGUGUUUGCGGGUUGUUUGAUGGUUGGGGCGGUCGUGUUGCAGGUUUGGCCGGUUGUUUGUGUGGUUAGGGUGGAUAAGGGGGUGGGGAAGGUGCAAUAG
Molecule: messenger RNA, 1323 nt
Organism: Aspergillus tubingensis
Lineage: Eukaryota; Fungi; Ascomycota; Eurotiomycetes; Eurotiales; Aspergillaceae
Product: putative MFS monocarboxylate transporter
Exons: 2
Coding region: 1-1323 (440 amino acids)
Biological process (GO): transmembrane transport
Cellular component (GO): fungal-type vacuole membrane
Molecular function (GO): transmembrane transporter activity
Source: RefSeq, a predicted model, not a curated record